Molecule: messenger RNA, 5186 nt
Organism: Diorhabda carinulata
Lineage: Eukaryota; Metazoa; Arthropoda; Insecta; Coleoptera; Chrysomelidae
Exons: 12
Coding region: 190-2973 (927 amino acids)
Cellular component (GO): intracellular membrane-bounded organelle
Molecular function (GO): phosphatidylinositol binding
Source: RefSeq, a predicted model, not a curated record
AUCUAUAUAAAGGAACAUUUGUAAACAAGAUGUGAGUGCUAAUGAAACAAUUAAUCAUCACGUAUUUACUGAUAUGUAAACGUUAUCAUACAUAUAAGUAAUCGAGGAAAUGAAAAACCAAUCAGUCCCAUUAAUUUCGGAUAUCUAUUAUAUCUUGAUAUAAUCGAUCAAUAAAACAAAAAAUAAAUAAUGCCUGUUGUAACAGAUGUAUUGGAUUGGAAAAUUUUUCCUGUGGGCAUCGGUUUUUUAAUCUUAACUUUGAUGAUUAAUAAUGUAAUUCCUUUAUUACCUGUAAGUGGAUUUGCGUUUUUAAGUUUUUCCCUAUCGUUUUGGUUUAUAUCAUUAUGUAUAACAUUUUUUUACUUACAUAAGUUAUUGCAAAGAAAAGUACCCCUCAAUUUAAUAAAACCUAUUAAACAUUUUAAAAAACAUAGAGGGGAAAUAAAACCUAAUCCUGAAAAACUGCAAGAAUUCACUGAAGAUAUAGAUAAAUAUUUUGUAAGUAAAUGGUAUGUGUUUAUAAGUCUUGAUACGAAAUUUACUGAAGAAACUAGAUUCUUUAUUGAAGAUGUAAUUAAAAGAAUAGCUGAGGUACAGUCUUGUGUAAAUAAUAAAGCUUUAGCACAUGGAGUUUUUAAUAUAUAUUUGAAACAUUUGAAAGAAUACAGGAGAAGUUUGAAGAGGAAGGAAAAAUAUAAUGGAUCUAUAGAAGAAAUGUAUAGGUAUUCACACAUUGUCAGUAUGAACAAUAAAGUAAAAACAUAUUUUAUACAUCAACUCACAAAGAAUACAAUGAAACAUUUUAUCAAUUCAGAACUCUGGAAUUCCCUCCCUUGUCAUGUAUUAGUAUCAAUUAUAGCUAGAAAAUUAGUAUUAUUUAUAUUAAACUUUAUUUCUCAACCUGAAGUUUUAAAUUAUAAUCUUUUCAAUAUUUUGGCAACUAAAGAAAUAAAGGACGAGUAUAAUUUAAGUAAUUAUAAUAGAAUUUGUAUCAAUCAGUAUUAUAAUGUAGUAGAUUCUAAGACCCAGCAUACAGAUACUAAAGAGAUAGAAAUACCCCGUGAACAAAAAAUUAAAAGAACAACAACUCCUACUGUACAAGUCGAAGAAACUAUUAGAAUUGAACGAAAACCCAAUACAAAUGAACAGGAAAUUAAAAAACGAAAAAAUAGUGUGUCUCAGUAUAAGAAAUCUAAAAUAGUUAAGAAAAUCGAUAGUGCAGAAGAAGUUAAAGAAGAACAACAAAUGAAAUUAACAAAAUCUACUGUUAACGCACCUGUGAAAAUCCACGAACCUAAAUUAACAAGAAGUACAAAAACUUAUGCAGAUACCAAAGACUUAGCAUACGGCAUAUCAUUAGGACAAGAUCCUCUAGAUGUAUUACCCGUAAAAAUAGAAAACGUCAGAAGUAAAAUAGAACAUGUUGAAGAUUCCGCCAACUUACUUUUAAGUGAAGUAAAACAUACUACUCAAUCUACAAUGGAAGGUCUAAAAAGUUCUAUAAAACCAAUAAGUGAUGCGACUGUACAUACACUUCAUAACAUCAAAGAUUUACAGGAAACUACUAUGAAUAAUGCAUUACAUAGAAUUGGCGAUUUUCAGGAUGAAGCAGCCGGUAUGGUCGAAGGUAUUUUAGACUUUGGUAGAGCUGGUUUAAGAAAAGGUCUUAGGCUAACUGGUCUACAAGAUAACAUUGAACAAGCUAAAGCGAGUUUAAAUAUUUCGCAAUCUAAUAAACAGGCAUCAAAAAUGAGAGCCAGUAAAAUUGCAAAAACCGAUUCUACUGAAAAAUCAGUAGUUGAAGAAGAAUCGGUUUGGAUGAACCCCUUACAGAUAGAUUCUCCUAAUUAUGAUGGUCAAAUAUUGUUGGAAAAAUCGUUAGAAAAUCCAGACAGAGAAAAAAGAGACUUGGAUAUUCCUUCUAUAUCAAUGGAAGAACCUUCUUCCGGAACAAAUACUCCUGAUAUAGAAUACGAAGAGACAGCAGACUUAGCGUCUAGUAUAGCUAAGUUAAGAUCUCUCUUACAGCAGAGAUCUUCAGAAUCUAGCAUCUCUACUCCUGCUCUUAGUCCAAUAUGUGUACAGUCGAAAUAUAAUGGUUUUAAAUUUUGGGUUGCUGAUAGGUUACAGUUUUUCCAAUCUAGGCCUCCGGAUGAUUUGACACAGAAACCGCUGGAAGGUGAAAGUACUGUCGAAUCAGAUGAAGUCGAUGGUAUGAUUCCAAGUUUUUAUAAAUUUUGUGCUAAAACAGCAACUGGAGUUUUUGACAAAACUAUCCAUUCUAUCAAGACUGCUCUACCGACUCAUGUACCUGGAUUGGAACACUCGGAUAAUGCUUGGAUUUUUCUACAAACGGACCAAACGGAGGUUGAUGUUUUAACAAGGAUGAAAAAAUUGUUAAAUGAGAGAAAGGAGUAUUGUACAUUAGAUUCAGAAAUUGACACAGCUUACGAAGCUAUAGACUCGUUAGAUACAUUCCAACAAUCUUUAUUUUCGUCAAGUUUAGAAUUUGAAGAUGAAUUAGAUGAAUUCGAAGCCAAAUUGCCUAUCACUAAAUCUCUCAUAGACAUAGCUUGCGAACUCUUAUCAGACACCGAUUCACCUUUUAUAACGGAACCCGUAAUAAAAGCUAUUCUACUCAUAGCUGGAAACGCCAUUGAAAAUUCCUUGGUGGAUAAAAUGGAUCAAUUAAUGGAGGACCUGUGUACAAAUUUGUUAACUGUACCAGAAGUAUCUAAUAGUAACGAAUUAAACUUGGAAAUGGAUAUUUUUGUUCAGUUGAUACUCGCAAGUAUACCAGAUUCCGUUAAAGUUGUUUUUGGAAAAGAUGUUCUUCAAAAAGUCAUCAGCCUAUUAGUUUCUUCUAUACAAAUUCAGAAGAUCAACCAAGAUGUUAUUUUACAAAUUUUUGAGUUGGUUUCGUUGAAGCUUAUAGAAGAGAGCAGUCGUCCAUCUCCACCUGCUUCAGCUUAAAUUUAUAUUUAUACAGGGUCUUACCUAAUUCUUAUUGUUCUCAUAGCAUUUAUUGAUUUUAAAAAUUAAAUAUUUGACUGUUACUGACCUGUUUUAGCUGUUCACUAUUUUCAUUCUGUAUAUAAAUAUGAAAUAAUAUUGAAUAGUCAGAAAUAUCUCCAGUAGAAUCUUGAUUUUGUAUUUUCAAUAAUCUUUCCAAUUAUAAUUUGAUCUCAAAAUGUACCUUCUAAACUGAUUUUUUGAUUUUGUUAACCAAUAAUUUUAUUUUUUGUUGAUUAUAUUUCUAGCAAAAAUGUUCAAGAAUUAAUAGCUUAAACAUUUGAUAUAUUUUUGGAAAUUUGUAUCGAAAAGCUUGUUUUGGUUAUAAUGGAAAUGGCUUUCUAAUUUGGUUUUUAUAUGGAACAAAUUUUCAUCGCAUUCUUAGAAUCUACGAGUUUAAUAUAACUUUUUACUUCUUAGAACUUUUUAUAUGUUUUGUGACGUUUAAGUUUUGAUUUUAACUAUAUUGGCCUCCUCGAUAUCCUUUAUUUCUAAAUAUCAAAAUAUAUACAGCAUAGACAAAUAACUUCAUUUUCAAAAUAACCAAUAUCCGACUGUAACAUUGUACAUUGCGACCUCAAGGUCUGUUGCUCCUUUUGCAAUAGUUCUGCUGUUAACAAAAACGCUUCUCCGUUCCACAUUCUUAUGAAAUGUAGUAUCUGGACUAGUUUCAAGGAGGUCAUAUCCUCGAUCCUAGAAAUUUUUCGUCCAAAGCUGGCUAGUAAUAGUGAGAAUUUCUGUUUUGAAUUGAUAUGUGGGAGCUCGUUGCUUUGAUAGCAUCCUGACGAUUAGUAUCGAUUCUAUUAUUUUAUCAAUCAGUUGUAUAGGUAUUCAGUUUGGAAAAAAUACAACAAGAACUGUAUGCUAACCAGUGUUAGUGUUGGUGUGAUAAGCACCAAAGGAUCCAGAAAUUCUAGCUUAUAAAUUUGUGGUUUAAAACAAAUCUCGUUGUACAUCAUAAAUAAAUAACACAACAUAACUUUACCAAACUUCAUAUAUUUGAAUAUUUUAAGGAUCAGACAACACUGUAAGUUCGUUAAGAUAUAAAUUAAAGUAAAAACAUUUUUCAAUUCAAUUGAUUGUCAAUUAUUUAAUGAAAUAAAAGAUAUACAGUGAAAUUUUAUGAUGUAUGUCGAGAAAUAAAUCGGAGUUAAUUUGGGUUAACUAUCGAUAUUUAUUUUUAUAUAUUAAUAAUUUUGUUGAUCUCUAAGUAUACAGUAAUGGGAACAAUUUCAUUAUGUUGAAUGUAGAGGUAAAGAGAAUCGUCUUGAAUGGGGGAAAAGCUGAAAAAGUGUGUAUAUGUAAACAGCAAAUUAUUGUUCGUACUCACCAAAAUAGCGUUAGUGUAACAAAUGGAAAUUAUGUUUGUUCUUGGUAGCGACACUGGCAGAACUAGUUCAGGAAGUGUACACUAAAGCGUUCUUUGUAGCAGAAUCAGCGUUAGUGUCGCUGUUCUUACUAGCAGUGCAAGAGAAUUAGUUCACCCAGUUCACUGUACUGCUUGCACUGGGUCUAGAGUCAAUUCAGCCAGUCCAGUGCAAUAAGUGUAAUCUGGAAACGGUGGCAUUACAUCUUCGUCAUCGAAUGAAUGUAAAAUAUCAAAUCGUUUUCCAUUAUUGUAAAUACUACAAGGCAUGUAUCUCAUGAAAUAACCUCAAAUACAACAAUCAAAAAAUUUAACAUAUUUAAAAACACUAACACUUAACAAUUAUAUUGUUGACUUUAUUGUGGUUAAUAUAAAUAUGAAAAAAUUUUGAAUAAUGUAUCAGUGAAAAAUUGUACAGCUGAACGAAAAUUGAAAAGUAAAGGAUUUUAUGUCUCAACCUUUUCGACCAACAGUAUGUAUAACACUCGAAAAAUACUUUAUUACCAUGCUUUAAUAAUUUCUUGCGCUGUUUCUAAAAUCUUUCCACUUGCUACUAAAGCGCCACCUUAAUUUGUUCCGUUUUAACAGACACUUUUUGAUUCAAUGAGAUGGUUCUCCUUACCUCUACCGUACAUAAAUUUCAUCAUUAAUCUUGUUUUGUCACUCAUCUUCAACUUUUCUAUUUAAAUAUACAAAAUUGUUAAUUUUCUACUUUCAUGUGAUAUUAACUGUAGUUUUUAUUUCAACUGCCUAAAAUGUAUAAAUGUUAUAUUUUGACUUAUUUAUUGUUUUAUAUUAAAAAUAUUCU